AUGCUGCCUCGCAGGGUCCUGUUUACUCGCUGGUCAACUCCAGACUGUCAGGUGUUUGACAUUCCCAAUGUGUCCGCUGACGUGAUGAAGCUGCUCAUUGACUUUGCCUACACUGAAUAUAUUCCAGUCACACAAGAAAAUGUGCAGGAGCUUUUUAUAGCAGCAGACCGGUACAAUGUAAUGGGCGUCGUACGAGCCUGCUGUGACCUCCUGGAGCAGCAGCUGGCCCCUCAGAACUGCAUCGGCAUCAUGAAGUUCACAGACAUCUAUUACACCCCUGAAAUGAAGAACAAGGCAUUCCUUUUCACGCUAAAUCACUUUGAGGAAGUUGUUGCCGCCUCAGAAGAGUUCAUGCAGCUCUCUGCACAAGAACUUAGUCAAAUCAUUGGGGAUGACAGACUCAAUGUAAAGCAGGAGAAAAUUGUGCUAAGGGCCAUCCUUGGUUGGAUCUCCUACUCAACUGGGGAACGCAGACAAUACAUCUCUCUUCUUUUGCCCAAAGUCAGGUUGGCUUUAAUGAGUCCAGACAACUUCAUAGAAAGCGUCAGCAACAACCCAUUGGUGAACGAAUGUCAAGAUUGUGAACCAAUUAUCCUCAGGACCCUGAAUGCCAUGCUAGACCUCAGAACCAUGAGCUACUUUGAUUCUAUUCGCUAUAACCCUUUGGCCCGCCCACGACUGCCCUAUGCCAUCAUGUUGGCUGUUGGAGGCUGGAAAGGCGGAGUGCCCACCAACGCCAUCCAGGCGUACGAUGUCCGUGCUGACCGCUGGGUCAAUGUCACCAGCACCCAGGGGGGUCCCCGGGCCUACCAUGGCACGGUGUUCCUCGAUGGAUCGGUAUACUGUGUCGGUGGCUUUGACAGAGUGGUGCGGCUCAGCUCUGUGCACAGAUUGGACCUGGUGACGCGCACCUGGCAGAAGGUGGCACAGAUGCAUGUGAGACGCUGCUUUGUCACUGUGACUGUGAUGGACGGGUUCAUAUAUGCUAUGGGAGGUUACGAUGGAGAGGAUCGACACAAUACUGUCGAACGCUAUCAACCCAGAGCCAACCAGUGGACCGUAAUUGCGCCCAUGCACGAGGAGAGAAGUGACGCCAGCAGUGCAGCCCUCCAUGGCAAGGUUUACGUAUGCGGUGGCUUCAAUGGAAUUGACUGCCUGUCAACGGCUGAAUGUUACGACCCAGAGAGCAACCAGUGGACCCUGAUCGCCUCCAUGGGCAGUUGGCGCAGCGGAGUGGGGGUCGUCACCUAUGCAGACCAAGUAUUUGCAGUUGGUGGCUUUAAUGGAACUAGCCGUCUGCGCUCUGCUGAGGCCUACAGCCCAGAAACGGACACCUGGCAUGCUGUUCCCUCCAUGCUGAGCUGCCGCAGCAACUUCGGCAUUGCGUUGAUCGAUGACCGUGUCUUUGUGGUCGGGGGCUUCAACGGCUCCUCCACCGUCCGCGCCGUCGAGUGCUUCGAUGUUGAAACGGGUGAGUGGUCUGAUGCUCGAGACCUGGAGACCUCCGGCAGCGCCCUGAGCUGCUGCGUGGUGCACGGACUGCCCAACCUGGCCGAGUACGCUUCACCUCAUCACUCUGUGACACUCUCCCAGGUGGAGGAGCGCGAGGUGGAAUGA
Molecule: messenger RNA, 1617 nt
Organism: Notothenia coriiceps (black rockcod)
Lineage: Eukaryota; Metazoa; Chordata; Actinopteri; Perciformes; Nototheniidae
Product: kelch-like protein 10
Exons: 4
Coding region: 1-1617 (538 amino acids)
Molecular function (GO): protein binding
Source: RefSeq, a predicted model, not a curated record